Messenger RNA from Mangifera indica (mango), 1113 nucleotides. RefSeq names its product membrin-11-like. Gene Ontology annotation, molecular function: SNARE binding; SNAP receptor activity. Gene Ontology annotation, biological process: vesicle fusion; vesicle-mediated transport. Lineage: Eukaryota; Viridiplantae; Streptophyta; Magnoliopsida; Sapindales; Anacardiaceae. The record is from RefSeq and is a predicted model, not a curated record. The transcript is spliced from 4 exons. Gene Ontology annotation, cellular component: late endosome membrane; endoplasmic reticulum membrane; Golgi apparatus. Bases 66 to 752 code for a protein of 228 amino acids.
ACAGCUACAGCUAACCAAAAUUUUAUUGUCGACCUCUUUUUUUCUUCGUCUCUCAACGUUCAGAAAUGGCGAUGGCGGUUGAAGGAGGAGGGACGUUAUCGGAGAUACACCAGAGCUCAAAGAAACUGCUGAUGAAAGCGAGAGAUGGCGUUGAGAAACUGGAGCGGCUGGAGAGCUCCACAUCGACCGGCGGUUACGAUUCGCCGGAGCUCUCUUUCACCGUCAAGAAAGACAUCGCUCAGAUCCAGUCUCUCUGCGUUGAGAUGGAUCGUCUCUGGCGCUCCGUCUCCGUCAAGUCACAGCGAGAUCUUUGGAAAAGAAAAGUGGAACAAAUAGCAGAAGAGGCUGAAUCAUUGAAAGAAAGUCUGGACAAGUACUUGCUAAGAACUCAGAGACGAAUGAACGAAGCUAGAGAGAGAGCAGAAUUGCUUGGGAGAGCUAAUGGAGAAUCUGCUCAUGCUUUGAGAAUCUUUGAUGAAGAAGCACAAGCAAUGCAGUCAGUUCGAAAUUCUUCGAGAAUGCUACAAGAAUCCUUUGCUACAGGAACUGCCAUCCUCGCUAAAUAUGCAGAGCAAAGGGAACGCCUGAAGAAAGCUCAACGGAAAGCACUUGAUGUUCUUAACACAGUGGGACUCUCCAACUCUGUACUGAGGCUGAUUGAGAGGAGGAAUCGCGUUGAUAGAUCGAUCAAGUAUGUUGGGAUGAUAUCAACUGUCGUCAUCUUGUUUUUCUUCUGGAGGUGGACUAGGUAGUCAAUCUGCUCUUCAUUCAGUAAUUGCACAUAGAAUAUUACUUGUCAUCUUUGCUAAGAAUCGUUUCUUGAUCUGUUUCCCCGGCUAGAGGGAAAACUAAUGAGAUUGUAGACGCUGGUGCUUGAGAACACAACCCGUAUAGAAUUGAUUUACCAAAAAAUAGUUGCACUAUUUAAUUUUAAAAAAAAAUGAAAUGACAUUUGAUACAGGCAUUAGAGCAAGAUGUCAAUUUGGAAUAUGAUAAACAGGGUUAGAUUCAAUCUAAAUUGUUGAGUUUGAAUCUAAAUUGUCGGGAUGAAAAGAAUAAAAAGUAUACUUAGCUCUUUGUCAACACCAGUGGCAAGAGUAAUGUUAAAAUUCA